Molecule: messenger RNA, 3650 nt
Organism: Verruconis gallopava
Lineage: Eukaryota; Fungi; Ascomycota; Dothideomycetes; Venturiales; Sympoventuriaceae
Exons: 2
Coding region: 186-3431 (1081 amino acids)
Biological process (GO): mismatch repair; nucleotide-excision repair
Cellular component (GO): cytoplasm; nucleus; nucleotide-excision repair factor 2 complex
Molecular function (GO): single-stranded DNA binding; damaged DNA binding
Source: RefSeq, a predicted model, not a curated record
ACAUCAUCAGUCCAAGUCCCAUCAUUAACUUAAGUUAUGUCCACCAGAAAACUGUUCACUGCACCGCUCGGUUUUGCUUACGCAUGACAUAGAGCGCCGACGAAGCCUUCCAUAUGAAGCUAUACCACUGUCGUUCCGGGCGACAUCUACGCCAACUUGCAUGACAUACAUACAUUUGACCAGCCAUGACAAGACGAAGGACAGGCGGUAGAGUGGGCGCAAGAAUCACGACGACAGCGCGCGGGAACGGUUCGCGCAUACUUGGCAAUGAAAAUGACGUUCCAGAUGUGUACAGGGAGAUGAUGCGUGAGGAUGCUGCAGCCACGGUAGCGCGCACUGACGACGACGAUUCAAGGCCUCGAAAGAAGCCACGGCGAGCUGGAGACCGAGUGACGAAUCGAGCACCUCUUGCGGCGAACCCGAACAACGAGCAGAAAGAAAAGACAGCUUCAACGUUUCAUGUUCAUUCGAGUCCCCCGGCCGAUGAGAAGCCGGCGCGGAGUAUUGAGCAGGAAAAGGACAGUGACUCUGAGCUUGAAUUCGAAGACGUGCAUCUCGCUAGCGAUGAUCACACGAGCGCAGACGAGAUUGGCAAUGAUACACUCCCCGAGCUGAUGAAGGGUCUUGAGGACGGCGGACUUUCGAUUGUAGCAAAGGCGCCAGGCGAACUUGCGACGACGUCAAAAGCACGGAAGAAUAAGAAGAGGAUCACAUCAGCUGAGCGGAGCGUUAGGCUGGCCCUGCAUAAAAUGCACGUGUGUUGUUUACUUUAUCAUGUGUUCUACAGAAAUCAGUGGUGUAAUGACCAAUUUGCGCAGGCAAUUCUCAAGAAGAUGGUCCCCUUCAGAACAGUUCAGCUGCUCAACCCAGACUUGCGGGCUAGCCAAGCACAAAGCUCGAGUUUCUUCCUCCUCGGCUUGAAUCAAAUCACGGAUUUGUUCUUCGACAGGUUCCAGAUCGAGUCCCUUGGUAUGCAGCGUCCACAAUGGGUUGUGGAAAGAGAUGAUAUUGCGAAGAUCACGCUACACGAUGCGAGCGAAAAGCCGACGGAACUAAGCGAUUUCAGAAGAGCGGCACAGAGCCUAAAGGGGUCAGCAGAUUUAGGAGCGCAGCUUUUUUGCUGUCUGCUGAGAGCAGUUGGUGUCGAAGCUCGGCUCGUGUGUUCGUUACAGGUGCUCGGGUUUGCCAGUACGGUCAAGGAAGUAGCAGAGGCCUCGAACGCUGCCACACCAGUAAAGAAAACACUAUAUCUUCAUGACUUUACACGCAGCUCCGAUGAAGGAGCUACUGGAGACGGUGUCAACAGCCUCGCACACCAGACUUCGUCACGCAUCGCGCGAGUUGGUCAACCGCGCGCGACUACGUCCGAGGUCGUCAGUCAAACCGCUCGUCGCCUAAGUGGUACCCGCCCGCGAGUCGAGAGGCCCGCAUACCCUGUCUUCUGGGUAGAGGCGUUCAAUUCGGCGCAUCAGAAAUGGAUUGCUAUCGAUCCAAUAGCAACGCACACCGUCAACAAGCCCGCGCGCCUCGAGCCCGGCGUCAAUGACGCAAGAAAUUCCAUGUGUUAUGUCUUCGCGUUCGAGGAAGAUGGCGUGGCCCGGGAUGUUACGCGUCGGUAUGCGAAAGCAUUCACCGCGAAAACGAGGAAGUUGCGAGUGGAAAGCACAGAUGGCGGCGCAAGGUGGCUACGAAAAGCUCUGAAAUUGUUCUCAAGAGUCCCCGCGCUUGACCGCGAUGCGCUUGAGGAUGCGGAAUUGACGGCCAAAGCUGCGGCAGAAGGCAUACCCAAGAACGUGCUCGAUUUCAAGAAUCACCCCUUGUUUGCUCUAGAAAGACAUUUGAGGCGAAACGAAGUCAUUUAUCCGAAGACGGAGAGUGGACGCAUUAACGUGGGCACAGCGAACAAACCCAAGUUUGAGAGUGUGUACCGAAGAAGCAAUGUACAUGUUGUGAAGAGCGCGGCUAAAUGGUUCAGGCUUGGUCGUGAAAUUAAAAUGGGUGAACAACCCAUGAAGCAUGCGAUGCCGCGGAAGGGGGUGCGCGUUACAGAGAGCCCGUUAGAAACGGACACUGCUGAACAUACGGGGGUUGGUCUCUAUGCCGUAUUCCAGACGAAAGUCUACGUCCCACCUCCUGUGGUCAACGGCAAGAUCCCCAAGAACGCUUAUGGGAAUAUAGACGUGUUUGUUCCCAGCAUGAUUCCUGAGGGCGCGGUCUGGAUCCGGGCUCCUGAAGCCAAACAGGCCGCGAGGAUUCUGAGUAUAGACUAUGCAGACGCAGUCACAGGUUUUGAUUUCCAACGUCGGCAUGGAACUGCAAGGAUCGAUGGCGUUGUAGUUGCGGAAGAAUGUUUUGAGGCGAUGGAAAUAGUGUGUGAAGCGAUCAGGGAAACGGCACGAGAGGAGAGGGAGGAGGACAAGAAGAGGGAAGUGCUGAGACUCUGGAGAAGGUUUAUCGUAGGUUUGAAAGAAGCAAGAAGGAUAGAGGGGUAUCUACGGGAUAACGAGCAACCGACGGACAGUACAAUUGUGCCAGACUCACGAGCUCCUGGCGAGCGAGAUGACUAUAUGCUUCGUGAUGAGGAGGAGGAGGACGAUGGGGGAAAUAAAUCGAGGCUGCGCCAAACGACUCGCACGUCUCGUGCAACCCAGGACGACGGUGGUGGGUUUUUGCUUGACUCUGGUGACGAGAGCGAUAUGUGCGCAGGAGGAUUCAUAGCCGAAACCUCAGAUGACGAUGGCAGGAGCGACGCAUUUCUUUCCAAAGAGACCGUUACCAAAGAUAAGGGUGACGACGAAGACGACGAAGACGAUGUCGACAGUGAUUACCCACUUGAAUCUGAAAGAAGUUCAAGUGAUUGCGACCAGCCAGACGCAUCUUUAAUUGAUGCAGCAAAUGGCGGUCCAGCGAAAGACGAAUAUCCAUUCGGUUUUACGAAUAUCAGGGUGCCUGUGUCGAGCCGAAGAACGGAAAGCGACGGUCAUCAAAAGACGGCGUGUCUGGCGCGAGUAAUUAGAGGAAUGAGACGAUCAGGCCCGCGGGAACAAGAACAGCGUUCUUUUGCAGCUGGGGAAGCGACAAGCAAAGAUUCAAGAAGUGAUGGAGAUAACGGGAAGCCAAUGGAUAGGAAAGAUGACCGGCCGGACAAUACGCUGGGAGAUGCAGUGACGAAGGAUAAUGCUCCAAAGCCCAUUGGCAGCUCUACCAAGGCAGAGCAACAAAGAAAGUUUUCACCACCCUUGCCACGCACUGGGGAUUUUCAUGAAGCAGAAAACCACGCAGAGAAGAGCGAUAUACAAGCACCUGUGGUAUCAGAAGUACCUGAUCCAGAUCAAGUCGAAGAACCGCCUGUUUCCAGUUACGAAUAUGACGAGGACAUGCUAGAAGAAGACCCGGAAGAUGAAGAUGCGGAGCCAGAGUGGCUUGCAUGAUAUCGUGAUAAUUUAUUGUUUGUAUCGUAGUUUUUUUUGGCCCUGGUGAAACGUCUUUGGGGUUAAAGGGGCUAAACUAGAAUUUGCGCCCUGAGAUGAUUCAGUAAAGCAAGUGGUUUGUCGGAAACCACGGGUGCUAACACUAGGAGUUGGCUCCGGCGCGCAUCGCGAUUGGGAGAUGGUCCAAUGAAAAAUUCGUCACUAUCUCCCCGUUGCUUU